Molecule: messenger RNA, 362 nt
Organism: Plectropomus leopardus (leopard coralgrouper)
Lineage: Eukaryota; Metazoa; Chordata; Actinopteri; Perciformes; Serranidae
Source: RefSeq, a predicted model, not a curated record
CGGCGUGAAGCCUCGGCCCUGUAAGCAUCGCUGCAUGAACACGCUGGGCAGCUACAAGUGUUACUGUCAGGACGGAUACAGAGCGCAGCCGGACGGCAGCUGCAGGAAUGCUCGAACCUGUUACCAUGCCAACUGUCAGUAUGGCUGUGAGGUCAUUAAGGGGGCGGUCCGAUGCACCUGUCCGUCUCCGGGGUUACGGCUAGGACCAGACAGACGCACCUGUGUUGACAUCGAUGAGUGUGUGUCGGGCGGAGGUGUGUGUCCUCGUCGCAGAAAGUGUGUGAACACGUUUGGCAGCUUCGUGUGUAAAUGUCACCUGGGAUUCAAACUCACGUACAUCAACGGACGCUACAACUGCAUUG